GCCUCCGGCACCCCGCCGCCGCCGCCGCCGCUGCAGCCGAGCGUCUCCCCCGUCCGCGUCCCGCGAGACCCGGCGGGGGUCGGGACCUCCCCGCGCUGCCCCUCGGAACCCCGCGGCCGCUCGUUCCGCGCCGCCUCCUCCGGAUCCUGCCUUCCAUCCAAUGAGCCGCGCGCCUCUGCCCAGCGCCGCCAACUAAAUCGGUUUGGAUGAUUCGUGACCUGAGCAAGAUGUACCCGCAGACGCGACACCCGGCACCGCAUCAGCCUGCUCAACCCUUUAAAUUUACCAUUUCUGAGUCCUGCGAUCGGAUUAAGGAAGAGUUUCAGUUUUUACAGGCUCAGUACCACAGCCUGAAGCUGGAAUGUGAGAAACUUGCCAGUGAGAAGACAGAGAUGCAGCGGCAUUAUGUCAUGUAUUAUGAGAUGUCCUAUGGGUUGAAUAUAGAAAUGCAUAAGCAGGCAGAGAUCGUCAAGAGGUUAAAUGCAAUAUGUGCUCAAGUCAUUCCUUUCCUGUCUCAAGAGCACCAGCAACAAGUGGUGCAGGCUGUGGAACGGGCCAAGCAGGUGACCAUGGCAGAACUGAACGCCAUCAUUGGGCAGCAACAACUCCAGGCCCAGCAUUUAUCACACGGACAUGGUCUACCAGUGCCUCUGACCCCACACCCUUCGGGAUUGCAGCCCCCAGCCAUUCCACCCAUUGGGAGCAGUGCGGGGCUCCUGGCCCUCUCCAGUGCCCUGGGAGCCCAGUCCCAUCUUCCCAUUAAAGAUGAGAAGAAGCACCAUGACAAUGACCACCAAAGAGACAGAGACUCCAUCAAGAGCUCCUCGGUAUCCCCAUCAGCCAGUUUCCGAGGUGCUGAGAAGCACAGAAAUUCCACUGACUACUCUUCCGAUAACAAGAAACAGAAAACUGAAGAAAAGGAAAUUGCAGCUCGUUAUGACAGUGAUGGAGAAAAGAGUGACGACAACUUGGUGGUUGACGUUUCCAAUGAGGAUCCAUCUUCCCCCCGAGGGAGCCCAGCACAUUCCCCCAGAGAGAAUGGCCUGGACAAGACACGUCUGCUCAAGAAAGACGCUCCUAUCAGUCCAGCCUCCAUCGCAUCCUCCAGCAGUACUCCUUCCUCAAAAUCCAAAGAACUUAGCCUUAAUGAGAAGUCUACUACUCCAGUUUCAAAGUCCAGUACCCCUACUCCACGGACUGAUGCUCCUACCCCAGGUAGUAAUUCCACUCCUGGAUUGAGGCCUGUACCUGGAAAACCACCAGGAGUCGACCCUUUGGCCUCAAGCCUGAGAACUCCAAUGGCAGUCCCUUGUCCAUAUCCAACACCAUUUGGGAUUGUGCCCCAUGCGGGUAUGAACGGGGAGCUGACCAGUCCUGGAGCUGCCUAUGCGGGUCUCCACAACAUCUCCCCGCAGAUGAGUGCUGCGGCAGCUGCGGCUGCUGCUGCUGCUGCCUAUGGAAGAUCACCAGUGGUUGGAUUUGAUCCCCACCAUCACAUGCGUGUGCCAGCCAUACCACCAAAUCUGACAGGCAUUCCAGGAGGAAAACCGGCCUACUCCUUCCAUGUCACAGCCGAUGGGCAGAUGCAGCCUGUUCCUUUCCCCCCCGAUGCCCUCAUUGGACCUGGCAUCCCCCGGCAUGCUCGUCAGAUCAACACCCUGAACCAUGGGGAAGUGGUUUGUGCAGUGACCAUCAGCAACCCCACCAGACAUGUAUACACCGGGGGGAAGGGCUGCGUCAAGGUCUGGGACAUCAGUCACCCCGGCAACAAGAGUCCCGUCUCUCAGCUCGACUGUUUGAACAGGGAUAACUACAUUCGCUCGUGUCGGUUGCUCCCUGAUGGCCGCACCCUCAUAGUGGGCGGGGAAGCCAGCACCCUGUCCAUCUGGGACUUAGCUGCCCCCACGCCACGCAUCAAGGCGGAGCUGACAUCCUCUGCUCCUGCCUGCUACGCCCUAGCUAUCAGCCCUGACUCCAAGGUGUGCUUCUCUUGCUGCAGUGACGGCAACAUUGCUGUGUGGGACCUGCACAAUCAGACGCUCGUGAGGCAAUUCCAAGGCCACACAGAUGGGGCCAGCUGUAUUGACAUUUCUAAUGACGGCACCAAGCUCUGGACAGGUGGCCUAGACAACACAGUCCGGUCCUGGGACUUACGGGAAGGGCGGCAGCUACAGCAGCACGACUUCACCUCACAGAUAUUUUCUUUGGGUUACUGCCCAACUGGAGAGUGGCUCGCGGUGGGGAUGGAGAACAGCAAUGUAGAAGUGCUGCACGUCACCAAGCCAGACAAAUACCAACUCCAUCUACAUGAGAGCUGUGUGCUGUCUCUGAAGUUUGCUCACUGUGGCAAAUGGUUUGUAAGCACUGGAAAGGACAACCUUCUGAAUGCCUGGAGAACACCUUAUGGGGCCAGUAUAUUCCAGUCCAAAGAAUCCUCAUCGGUGCUUAGCUGUGACAUUUCUGUGGAUGACAAAUACAUUGUCACAGGCUCUGGGGAUAAGAAGGCCACUGUUUAUGAAGUCAUUUAUUAAGGACAAGUCUUCAUGCAAACUGGACUCCUUCUCCUUGUAGCACUUUGUUCUGUCAUCCUUUUUCUUCUCUUCUCACCCUCUUCCCCAACUCAAACCAAGGAUUUCAAAUACUAUAACAGUUGUGGAGUUGAAUCCCCUUCCUUCAUCCCUGCCUCCUCCUUGCUAUUGAAUUGUGAAUACUCAUUAAGAACCUGUGAUACCAAAUCUUCAGCUAUCUCCUUGGACGAACAUGGAAUAACCAUACUUAACAGUGAACAGAAUCUUUAAUUAUGUAUUAUAUCUGUAAUAUAUUUAUUUUGUUUAAAGAAGGCUUUCUAACAAUGAUUGACUAAAUAAAGCUGUCUGCUCCUGCAUUGAAAA
Suncus etruscus (white-toothed pygmy shrew) is the source of this 2891-nucleotide messenger RNA. Its product is annotated as transducin-like enhancer protein 4. Lineage: Eukaryota; Metazoa; Chordata; Mammalia; Eulipotyphla; Soricidae. Gene Ontology annotation, molecular function: transcription corepressor activity; protein binding. Gene Ontology annotation, cellular component: nucleus; transcription regulator complex. Bases 207 to 2531 code for a protein of 774 amino acids. The record is from RefSeq and is a predicted model, not a curated record. Gene Ontology annotation, biological process: negative regulation of canonical Wnt signaling pathway; regulation of DNA-templated transcription. The transcript has 20 exons.